AUGGAGAAGCUCAGGAGUUCGUUGUCGAAGACUCUAAAAGAUCUCGGCAGUUCAUUCUCCGAGGAUGUUAAUAUGGACGACAUGUCCGAUUUUAUUCCAUCCCCGUAUGAAGGUGCAUUAUCCAAUUGUGGUCCAGAAUCUAGUGCAGAGCUUGUAGAGAAGAUUCCCGUACGCAAUGCCGUCUCUUCAACACCAGUAAGUGACGACGACAUUAUUGACAGCAUCGAUGCGUGCUAUUUCAUAGAAGAUGACUUUGACGCUAUCGACUAUGAGUUGAAGGUAAACACAGAGCUCAAAGAAAGUUCUGUCUAA
Messenger RNA from Strongylus vulgaris, 312 nucleotides. Lineage: Eukaryota; Metazoa; Nematoda; Chromadorea; Rhabditida; Strongylidae. The record is from the annotation of a GenBank genome assembly.